Molecule: messenger RNA, 3570 nt
Organism: Lingula anatina
Lineage: Eukaryota; Metazoa; Brachiopoda; Lingulata; Lingulida; Lingulidae
Product: translocation protein SEC63 homolog
Biological process (GO): SRP-dependent cotranslational protein targeting to membrane; post-translational protein targeting to endoplasmic reticulum membrane
Cellular component (GO): Sec62/Sec63 complex
Molecular function (GO): RNA binding; transmembrane protein transporter activity
Source: RefSeq, a predicted model, not a curated record
GAGCUUUCAAUGCUGACGUUGUUUUUAGCAAAAUGGCUGGCAUGAAGUUUGAGUACGACGAGAAAGGAGGAACUUUUUAUUAUUUCCUCCUUUCAUUCUGCGCUUUGAUUGUGAUACCAGCCACCUAUUAUUUAUGGCCUAGAAAGACAAAGAAAGAUGAUGAAAAAUCCAAAAGGCAAUGUUAUUGUGAGCCGUGUUUGUUAAAAAGGACCCAUGUAAACAGCAAAGAUUCCUAUAGCAACUUGAAAAAAAGAGCCACCCAAGUGGUGCUGAUUAUUGGAUGGGUGAUACUGAUUUUUCUAGCAUACAAAGUUUCAACUCUUGAAUUGGAUCAUGUUGAGUAUGAUCCAUUUGUUGAGUUAGAAAUUGACAGGGAAGCUAGUCAAGGUGAAAUUAAAAAAGCAUACCGUAAACUUAGUUUAAAGUAUCAUCCUGACAAGGAAGGAGGGGACCCUCACAAAUUCAUGAGGAUUGCAAAAGCUUAUGCAGCUCUAACAGAUGAAGAAUCCAGAAACAAUUGGAUGUUGCAUGGCAAUCCUGAUGGACCUGGAGCCACUCAGUUUGGUAUAGCUUUACCGAAGUGGAUUGUAGAGAAAGAGAAUUCCAUAUGGGUUUUGGCCCUUUAUGGAUUGGCAUUUAUUAUAAUCCUACCUAUAGUUGUGGGCACAUGGUGGUACAAAUCUAUCAAGUUCAGUGCAGACCAGAUUCUGCUGGAUACGACACAACUUUACUUGUUCUUCUUCCACAAGACUCCAAACAUGAUCAUUAGGAGGGUAAUUAUGAUAUUAGCUGGUUCCUUUGAGUUUGAAAAAAGUCACAACAAUGAGAUAGUGGAAAGACCCAGUGACAAUGAAGAGCUGCCUCCUCUUAUGAAGUAUCUCCCUAACCUCCAAGAAAAGAACAAGGAGAAGCCACUGUGUUUCCCGUACAGUGUCAAAGCCAGGAUAUUACUGCAUGCACAUUUUUCCAGAUUGGAACUUCCACGUAACACCUUGGAAUUAGAUAAAAAUUAUAUAUUGAAGAAGUGCCCAUAUUUAGUUAAUGAAAUGGUGAACACAGUAGCCCAGCUGGUAGCCCUGGCUUAUGCAGGGAGAGCUCAACACCUACCCAGGCUGGAGACAGUGGAGAAUGUGAUGAAGGUCAGCCAGAUGCUAGUCCAGGCUCUGUGGGAGACGAAGAGUCCUCUCCUGCAGCUGCCACAUAUUAGUGAAGAUAUGCUAAAACAUUUUGUCACACGUAAGAGAAACAUUAGAUCUAUAAAACAGUUUGCAAGCAUGAAUGAAGAAGACAGGCGCUUACUUCUGCGCACUUUGUCAGACAGUGAAUACAGAGAUGUUAUGAACGUCUGCGCCCAAAUGCCACAUAUUGACUUAACAAUUAAAUCUGAAGUUAUUGAUGAAGAAGACUCCUCCAUCACAGCAGGGUCUAUAGUAACAGCUACUGUAACUCUUGUAAGAAAGAACAUAGAGGAAAUGUUCAAUAUUGAUGGGGGUGAAGAGGAAGAGGACGGGGAGGAAAAAGAAGAAGGUCAAGAAAAUGAUAAUGAGGAAGAAGAGGAUCAAGAAGAUGAAGAAAACAAAGAAGCAAAUGAGGUGACAGAUUCACCAAAAAGGAAGACUAAACCUUGGGAAAAGCAACAGAAAAAGAAGAAGGGUAAAGGUGGGGGUAAAAACAAGAAGAAAGCUCCUAAACAACCAUACAAAAGACCAGUUGCUACCAAUGGAAAUGCUCCAGGACAAGGGGAUCAAAACACAGGUGUAUCUAGUGAAGGUGUUGAAGAUGUACCCAAGAAACCCAAGAAGGAGAAGAACAGCGAUAGAGAGGAUGGGUCAGAGAGUGAAAAUGAAAGUGAUAGUGAUGUCAGCGGAGGAGAAAAUGAAAAAGAUGAGAAUGAGGACAGUCACAAAGAGGGAGGAGAGGACGAUGAUGAGGACCCAGAAUGGAUGAAGAAGUUCCAGAAACAAGCCAAGAAGGAAAACUCCCUGGAAACCAAAUCAAAAAUCUCGCAUUCUGUUCAUUGUCCAUAUUUCCCAUUGGACAAACAAGAGUACUGGUGGCUGUAUGUGGCAGACAGGAAGAACCACCAGCUGAUCACAGCUCCUGUCCUGGUGACAAGUCUAAGAGAUACAGAAGAGCUCCAAAUCACCUUCAAAGCUCCGGACAAGCCUGGCAUUUAUCAGUUCUCAGUGAACUUGAGAUCAGACUCCUACAUGGACUUUGACAUUACCCAGAACAUUAAGCUUGAUGUAAAGGAGGCCAAGAAGAUUGAGAAUCAUCCUCAGUGGGAUAUUUCUGAUGAGGAAGAUGAGAACAAGGAUGAUGAAGAUGAGGAUGUCACCGACUCUGAGGCUUCCUCUGAAGAGGAUUCCGAUGAGGAAUAAAUGGCUGAUCCUCAGCAUUUAAAAAAAAAUGAGAAAUUUUAUAGAUUAAAUUGUUGCUCAGACAAGAAUUUUUUUCUCAUUGGUACAAGUAUGAUGAGAAAGCAGGGUGAUAAAAGGAAGAGUCUGAAAUGUUUGUGUAUGGAACCAGUAACAUUUUCUUGAUGAAAUGGUUGAAAGUCAUACAUAAGAAUGAAGAAGUUGAUAAUACUUUCAUAGAACCGAAGGCAAAAUUAAUCUCGAAAUAGAGGAUCAAAGCAUGUUUUCACUUGUAGUGGUGAGCAAGUUUUGUUUGCUUCUGACCCAUGUGGGCCAGCAUAAAAUUCUUUGUAAAACAUAUUUUGAUUUAAAAAAGAAAAGUUGGAGAUUAUAUUGCAAGCUUGAACAUUGUUUUUCUUUACAACAAAAUUUGAAUUGCCACAAGCUUGCAUUAUUCUGUAAUAUAUUGUAAUGAAAUCUUUAUGUCUCACAUAGUUUUGAGACAACAUUGGACAGAUCAUUUGUCAACAACAGAUCAGUAUCAGUUACUUAUUGUACAUAUUAAUGGUAACAUUAAUCAUUCAUAACAUAGCAGCUGUAAUUUUAAUAGUUUAUUCAAAGGGAACUGCGUCAAACUUUAUGUAAUGUUUUAAAAAGGAUGGGCUGCAAUGAUAAUUAUUAACUUAAUAAACUUGUUCAUCAUAUUCAAGCUACCUAGAUAUACAAAAUUGAUUUCAUUUGAAUUAUGAUAUAAUUUGUUUAAAGAAUCUCCUUUUGCUUAAGUCACUUCAGACAUCGAGAUAUCAUAUAUUUGCCCAUCCAUUCCACAUAGAAAAUAUGGAUUUAAAUGUUAUUUACACAGGUCAGCAUCGGGUUUAUUUUGAUAUAAAAAACUGUGUUAUCCUAGAAGUGGUGCACAAUAAUGAAGGUGCAUUCUUGUAACAUUUUCACAUUUUAGUUGCCCAUCAAGUGGCCAUCACAUGGCCAAAGUAUAUUUUAAGAAGAAACUUGACCAUUAGUUAGAAGAACCUUGAUCAUUAGUCGAUAUAAUUAACAGAUAAAAAUGGGUCAGUGCUUGAUAUUACUAGUGAAAGGUAUGACAUAUUGUUUCUUGGUAGAUGGUAAUCUAUUUAUCCAGUGCAUUGUAUUCCUGUCAAUGCCGAAGACAGUUCAAAUGCAAAUAAAUUGUAUUAUUUUUGGCAAAGCUACUUGA